This is a messenger RNA of Zalophus californianus (California sea lion), 883 nucleotides long. RefSeq names its product NADH:ubiquinone oxidoreductase core subunit S8 (gene NDUFS8). The coding region runs from base 189 to 821 and encodes 210 amino acids. The transcript is spliced from 7 exons. Gene Ontology annotation, cellular component: membrane. NCBI's taxonomy places the organism in Eukaryota, Metazoa, Chordata, Mammalia, Carnivora, Otariidae. Gene Ontology annotation, molecular function: NADH dehydrogenase activity; 4 iron, 4 sulfur cluster binding. Gene Ontology annotation, biological process: mitochondrial electron transport, NADH to ubiquinone; mitochondrial respiratory chain complex I assembly. The record is from RefSeq and is a predicted model, not a curated record.
AGUCAUCUGUCAUGGGAGGGUCACUUGAGCUUCGGCUAGAUGCCAGGCUCUGGGCAUGUACAACCGCCUUCGCUCUCAUGAACCCCAUAUAACAGAUGAGAAAACGUGCAAGAUGACCUCACCCGCCCAAGGUCACUUGGCAGGCGGGGAGACCGUUCCAGAAGGAAUUUGAUGGUGGGGAAAAGAAGAUGCGUUGCCUGACUACCCCAGCACUGCUUCGGGCCCUGGCCCAGGCUGCACGUGCAGGGCAUCCCACUGGCCGGAGCCUCCACAGCAGCACAGUGGCAGCGACCUACAAGUUCGUGAACAUGCGGGAACCCUCGAUGGACAUGAAGGCGGUGACCGACAGGGCGGCUCAGACCCUGCUGUGGACUGAGCUCAUCCGAGGCCUGGGCAUGACCCUGAGCUACCUGUUCCGGGAACCUGCCACCAUCAACUACCCAUUCGAGAAGGGCCCACUGAGCCCUCGCUUUCGGGGAGAGCAUGCGCUGCGCCGGUAUCCAUCGGGAGAGGAGCGCUGCAUCGCCUGUAAGCUCUGUGAGGCUGUCUGCCCUGCCCAGGCCAUCACCAUUGAGGCCGAGCCGCGGGCCGAUGGCAGCCGCCGGACCACCCGCUACGACAUUGACAUGACCAAGUGCAUCUACUGCGGCUUCUGCCAGGAGGCCUGCCCCGUGGACGCCAUCGUCGAGGGCCCCAACUUCGAGUUCUCCACCGAGACGCACGAGGAGCUCCUGUACAACAAGGAGAAGCUGCUCAGCAACGGAGACAAGUGGGAGGCCGAGAUCGCCGCCAACAUCCAGGCCGACUACCUCUACCGCUGACGCCCCCCGUCCGGCUGGCCCGCAGCCCCUGCCGCCCAAUAAAAAAGCUCUGCCCUCCCGCA